Molecule: messenger RNA, 618 nt
Organism: Ogataea polymorpha
Lineage: Eukaryota; Fungi; Ascomycota; Pichiomycetes; Pichiales; Pichiaceae
Exons: 1
Coding region: 1-618 (205 amino acids)
Molecular function (GO): protein-folding chaperone binding
Source: RefSeq, a predicted model, not a curated record
AUGAAUCAACUCCAGGAUUUGAUAAACAGUGUCGGCACAAGUUCUGUUGCACAAACAGUUUUGCAAAACGAGCACGUGCGGAAUGCAUGGUCUGCUCUGCAGGAAAAUGAGCGCUGGCUUUUCUACGGCAGCCUGUCGCUCGCUGUGGCUCUGCUAGUAGGCAGGUCGCUUCUGAGCCAGCCGAAGCCAAAGAAGAGAAAGAAGUCGCAAAGGGCCAAGUUGACAAGACCCGAGCAGCCAAAUCUGAGCCCGGAGCAGCAGGCGCAGCAGGACAUUGACGCCGUUUUGCGCGAUUUUGAGACCAACUACGUUCCGGAGAUAGACAAGUACAUCGAGGGUGUGGAGCAGGAAAUCGCCAAACCAGGCCCGUCGAAACGGAAAGGAAAGAAGUCUGCAAAGAAAUCGGCGGUGUCGUAUAAACAAAAGUUUGAAUACCAGUAUCUGUACUUCAACGAGAGCUUGUUGAAGCUAUUGAUGAAACUGGACUCGGUGGAGAUCUACGACAACCAGGACCUCAGAGCCAAGCGCAAGCAGUGCAUCAAGACCAUCCAGAAGUACUUGAAGAAGCUGGACUCCUACAAGCCGGAAAUCGACAAGCUUACCAAAAAGGGUCUGUAA